CUAUAAAUUAUUCAUCUAUCCGCCCUACAAAUUAUCCAUUUAAAUUUUCUAACAAUCCGUCCUGCAAACAGAUCAUCCAUGGAUUAUCCACCAGAGCAAUAAUUCUCCACGCGGAGCCCCGUCGCGCAGCCUAGCCAAUCCUACAAUUUUACUGCCUUGACUUCAGCGUUAUCUAUUCCAUGAAUGAUCUGAUCUGUACACAACAACUUAAAGUCAGAGUUGAAAGCUAAACAGUCAUCACGAAAAGAUGGCUGUAGUCACGGCAGAUAAUCAUGGCCCUCUUCUAAACGUCGCCAUGUGGAUUGUGCUGGUACCAAUGGUUAUUUUAACAUUAACAAAAGUCUACAGUAAAUACGACACGCUUCGGAAAAUCCAGCUCGAUGAUUAUUUCGGGCUCAUUGCCAUGGUAUGUCCAUUGAAUUCUUAUCUACUCUCCAAAGAGUGUCCUUUUCGUAUUCUAGGCUCACAAUUUGCCUGCCAUAAUAGCUGUUAUCGGUAGCUCAAUGCGUGUGCACAUCAGAACAAAUUGUGUAUGGACUUGGACAAAACCAGGACACUAUCCUUCCAAAUGAGUUGAAUAGCUUCUAUAUUGUAGGAUAACUCCUACGACACAUAUCGAGCAUCAACAGAUACUGACAAAUAACAGGCUCAAUAUGUUGGUAAUAUCAUAUAUAUUCUCGCAAUCUUCAUGACAAAACUCUCAACUCUCUGUUUCUUUGUUUGUCUCACGAGAGAGGACAGCGCUAAACGACGGUUGAUAUAUAGAAGCAUCACUUGCGUCGGAAUGUGGAUUUUAACCAGUGUAAUUGUGGUUGCUCUGCAAUGCCAAUUUCCAGAUCCUUGGAUUUUCCGGAAGGGGCGAUGUAUUGACAUCGUAAGGAUAACUCCACUUCUCCUAUAGAACAUUCUAACUUCAGCUUUUGUCUUCCAGAGAGUUUUUUGGACAAUUAAUGCGGCGACAGAUGCCAUAACCCAAGUGUUUAUCUGCCUGCUUCCGAUAUAUAUUCUACGUGCCCUGAAACUGGAGAGAUCUAAGAAGCAGCUUACAAUGCUCUUGUUCUCGCCCAAUCUUUUGUAAGCCCUGCUGUCCUUUCUCGUUCUCCCGUCUCUGUUCCCUUAAAUGCAUAGCUAAUCCAAACCACAAUAAAAGGACUUUACCUCUUCUCGCUCUCCGCUUGGUCUAUCUUUAUGAUACCAUGCAUUCAACCAACUAUACUUGGGAUGCAUUUAAUCUAGCAUUACUGACAAAUUUACACACUUCCCUCGCCAUUAUAUUAUCCUGCAUUCCAUUCUCUAAAUCCAUUGUCGACAGUCUCACUUUUUCACCAAUCAUCAUUACAGACAAUACAAGAGACACUAUCUCAAAUCGACUGAAAAAUUCGGAAAGAGGAACCAAUUCCAACACUGGGUGAGGCUCGUCCCACUCCUUAAGCGGCGCUGCAGCUAGUACCACUACAAUUGUAAAUAUUGCUGGAGGUGAAGCACGAGAAUUGAACAUGUAUUUCAAAUUUUCCGAGAGUCAAGAAUGAACGAUUUCAGGGGAACGAGCCUGACGAUGAGUAAAGGGAGUAGCAAUCGGAAAGAAAUACGACAAAUAGCCUCAG
Messenger RNA from Sclerotinia trifoliorum, 1604 nucleotides. NCBI's taxonomy places the organism in Eukaryota, Fungi, Ascomycota, Leotiomycetes, Helotiales, Sclerotiniaceae. The record is from the annotation of a GenBank genome assembly.